Molecule: messenger RNA, 5089 nt
Organism: Haliotis rufescens (red abalone)
Lineage: Eukaryota; Metazoa; Mollusca; Gastropoda; Lepetellida; Haliotidae
Exons: 10
Coding region: 2174-4723 (849 amino acids)
Biological process (GO): regulation of apoptotic process
Molecular function (GO): zinc ion binding
Source: RefSeq, a predicted model, not a curated record
AAAAUAUCUAGAUCUGUCGACGCCAAGUGGAUGGCCCACAUGCUCUGAAAAUCGUGCAAUUGACUGAAACUUGCACUGCAGCCGCCAUGUUCUUUAUAAAUCGGUUGUCGAGUUUGUUACACGAUUUUGAUUUGACUUUGCAUAGACUCGUUAGUCCAGCCAAAAUGUAACUCCAUAAUUUCAGCCUAGUUCGGAAUGUGAACUGUUAUAGUCAGUUAACUCCUUUGCCUCGGGAAGAUGUAUGAGACAGAAGAUAUCUGAAACAGCCUCUUGAAGAAAGACCCUGAACUGAUUAUAUGAUAGAUCAUUAAUACUAACAUGGGGGAUAUUAAUAGCAUUACCCCGAACUUUAUGAAUAUAUCUUGAUACAGCUAAAAUAAAGAUGAAAAGGAAUCUUCUUCAGCCAGUGAUCAAACCAAGAAAGAAGAAAUGUAUUAAUUAUAUCAGUCGAAUGAGACAAAAUAUAAACAUAAAUAUUCAGUAAAUCUAACUCCCUGUAAAAACGUAAAUAUAUGUGAUGUGUAUUCAUGACAUCUCUUUGAAAGCCAAAUAUAAGUUCGCUUGCUGGGCAAUAUAUAAUUAUUAUAAAGAAAACAAGGUAGCAAUCUGGAUGUGUAGAAAAUCUAUGUAUAUUUAGAUGGGUCGUGUCUCGUCUCUCGCCUAGUAUGCCACUUGAGAGAUAAGCCAAAACUUGCAUGUACAUGUGCAUAUGCUUUGAUGAUCCCUAACAGGUACACAUUCCUCUGUUUCAUAGACUGUGGAGCCUGUAGUUUACUAUAACGUGACUACACUAUUUCUCUUCUUCAUUUUACAAGGACGACGGGUAAGCCAUACUUACAAACCAUGACACACUCAAACUACUGCUAUGUUUUGUGUAGAUGACGCGAAUAGCCUUAUGUGCCGUUUAAUUUGUAUUGCAUAGGAUGAUAAUUUAUGUCCCUAAUACAUAUUAGUGGCUUGUAAUUGUAAGUCUUAGCCUGGGCCCACUUGCACGGAUAGAUGUCAGUGCUAAGAUGAGCGCAAAUCCAACACUUUAACAAUCACAACUGAGCAUGAGCACGAAAGGUCCAGUAGUCUGAGGCACUUCAGUUCACCAUGUAGAGUUGCGUCCCUUGGGAAAUCUAGAAACCCAGGACUGUAGGUUCGAAUUACGCUUCGCUAUGAUUCCUUUCCAUGUUUGUCAAUGUGCUCGUGGGUUUUCCAAAGUGGUGAACGGGUAAACUUCAGAGACCUGCAUCACGUCCGGAUUUCCUUCCACAUUGAGUUGAAUGUGGCGUGAUAUAACUUGAAUACAGUUCAAAGCGGCCGUGAUCCAUGCAUGGAAACAUGUCCAUCUUACCAUAUUUCCUGUAAGUGCUGGAAGUACCAAUGGCAAAUGUGUAAAAUUCCAGGUGUAGGCGCUCCUCGCUAAUGUCAGUUAUGUAGAUUUUUUUCUGUUAUCAGUGCACAGAUCCAACGAAACGAGAUAGCAAAUGACAGAAGAUUGUUGUGUUCCGAUUACAAUUGAACAGUUACUUCUUUCAGAUGUAUAGUAUUGUUAUGUAUAUGGUGCAGAUGCAGUGAUCAUUGUGAAAUACAUUGACAAACUUCCACAUUAGCCUGUGUAAAGUUUUAUACACACAGGAAACAACAAGUCAGGCUUGAGCAGCAAAAACUUCCGGAACUUCCCUCUCGGACUGACAAUUCCUUUCUUUAUCUCUGUGUUAGGUGUGGUAGCGCUAUUAUAAAAACAAUAACAACGAUAUCUUAAAUUGUUUCAUCAAUAUUUUAUCAAUUUAAAUUCUUACCCAUAAGACCAGGCUCACAAUUAAGAUCUUAAAUGUCUCAUUGUGGAUUGUUUCUGAGCAAAUACAUAAUCUGUGCGCUUUACAUUGUCCACAUGUAUACAUUUACAUUUGAUGCUUAACACAUAAUUCCCCAUUGUCUCACUCUGCUAGCUUAAGCAUACUUGGCCAUAGUUUUAAUACUUCAUUUACGAACAGUUAUCUGCCAUUGGUUUGAUCAUUUUAUGCAUCUGUGGUACAAAACAUACUGGUUUCUACUUAUCUAUAAUGACGUACUUCUGUGCAUUCCAUCAUGUAGAUAACAUUCAUGUUUAUGAUUCUAAGUGAUACUUUAGCUUCUAAUCAACCAAGAUACACAACCUGGUGCAGAGAGACUCUGGCGAAAGAACAUGCAUCAUGCAGAAAUUAUCAGAAAGAACCUACCUUUACUCAAAAGUGACCUGCACCCAGAAGAGGUGCUUGACAGCCUGUGGUCUACCGGAGCAUUCAGUGAGUUGGAGUAUAGGAGCUGUAAAGAAGAAGACAAGAAACGAGCACAGACUGAAAAGCUGCUGGAAAUAUUGAUGAAAAGGGAAGAGGAUGUGUAUAAACAAUUCUGUGUAGUGCUACACGAAAACCACAGACACCUCAAAGAGCAGUUGGACAAAACAGCGAAACAUGAAGAUUCUCCAAGCCUGGUAUUUGUCAGUGAGACAGAGGUACAGGAGCGGGUGUCUGUAAUGGAACAGAAGGUUGCUGUCUUGCAGGAGGCACUAGAUGAUUCGAGACAAGAAGCACAACAUACCAAGGCUGAAUGGGAGAAGGAUGUCAAAGAAUUAAAUGUGCAGCAUGGACAGCAGGAAACAUCUUUAAAGAAGGAAAAUAGCAUAUUGUCAAAGCAGCUGGAGCAGGAGAAGAACAGGACGAAAGCGGUUCAAGCAAUGUUAGAAGAGGUGAAAGGCAAAAAUGAAAGUAUGUCCAAGGAUUUGAAAGAAAUUGAGCAAAAGUUUGAAGCCCUUACCACCAUUCACACUGACAGAGAGACCAGAGAAAAUAGUGGUUCAAUAACAUCUCAAGCGACUCUAGUGGAGGAAACUGGGUGUGUUCUGAAAACUUCUUCAGGUUGUGACACCAGACAACUGCUCCUGUUGCCAUGUCUCCAUGCCGCCUGUAAACCCUGCAUUGACCAGCUCGACCAGCAGAACAUUGUGUGUUCAUGUGGGCGAGACAUCAACAUGGUGGAGGAAAGUGGAACAGUCGACUUCGUGAGAAGAAAUGAAAUCACAUUUGCAAAAGAAAAACCUGAAUGUGAAUACCAAACAGAACAAUGCAAGGGGGACGUUGUACAUCAUUGUAAGACGUGCAACAUAUCUAUGUGCGCUAAUUGCACAACGAAACACGAGACGGCAAGAGCAAACUCUGAACACACGGUUGUACUGGCUGAGGAGUUUAAGAAAAUGCCAAUUCGGGAACGACUAGGUCUCUCGACCUGUUCAACUCAUCCUCGUGAAAUUGUCAAAUAUUUUGACAAACAAUGCAACACAUCAGUUUGCGAUGUGUGUAUCAGAGGAAACCACACCGACCAUGGUAUUAAAGCACUGGAUGUAGCAUUUAAAAAAACUGAAGAGAGUCUUGUUAACAAAGUUCGUCAGCACAAGGAAUAUCUGGAGAAGAUAAAGGCCUCCUCCAGACAGCAACAGAUCCGGGUUACAGAGCUGGAGGAAAGGGCAGAUCAAGUGAAGAAGGAAAUAGCUGAUGUCCAUAGCGGCCUUGCUCUGAGUUUGGUUCAAAGGUUAAAGCAUCACACCCAGAAAAUAGAAAAUCAAGUAGAGGAAAACAGAAGUAUUCUCCGGAAAGAUAUGGAAUGUCUGGAGACCAAUAGCUCAGCUGUACUGACUACAUUAGGUUAUGCUGAAAGAGCCAUGGCAUCUACAACACACGCCCAAUUCAUGAAUCUGUCAUCUACCAUUGUCAGCAAGAUAGACGAAGACCUUCUCCGGUCUCUUCCCGAAGAUUCAGUGAAGUCACAGUCCAUGAGUUUCAUUCGUCAAGGACAUAGAGCUCUUCACGAAUUGGUUGAAAUGUUUGGCACCUUCAGCACCUCUGACAAGGGCGUAGAUGAACUAGAUACCAUGCCGACCAUAACAGACUUGCAAAAUGAGAUCGUCAUUUUCAAAGAUCAGGAAAAGGACUUCAAAAUGGAGAGGAAACGCUUGAUAGAAAAUGCCACGUUCUUAAACCUGGAAUCCCUAGGAAUAUACUUCCUGGAUGCAGGAAAGAUUGACUGGUCAUCUAUCCUUCAGUGUAUACAUCUGAAGUAUGACAAAGACAGAGUCAAUCUCGACUGGGCUCACAUCAACACAGAAGGAGACCUGGUCAACAGGGAGUCGGACACCAGACCUGCAGGGGAGGGGAGACUGAAGAAGUACUGGGGCACAUGUAGCACUGCCCCCCUCCCCCGGGCUGGCUGUCCCCAGUACUGGGAGGUGUUGAACAGGGUCAGUCUGGACAAACCACUCACAGAGGGCGUCCUCAUCCUGGAGGUGGGUGUAUGCAGGGAGGAGCAGAGGGACGUGUAUCAUUCUAUCAAUGCACGAUCCAGCUCCUACAGCCUGGAUGUCUCCCUCUGUCCUACACACGGCGGGAUAUGCAGGAGGACACGGAAGGAGGAGGAGCGUGUGCUGUGUCUGCCUGACACUCUCCCCAACACAGCAGGGGCAUCACACACACUACAUUACGGUGUUGUCUAUGAUGACACCAGGAAGAAGAUUGUCUUCAUUGAUGUGAAGGAGAACAAAGUGAUGUCGACGUUAGACAAUGUAGACUCUAGUCAGACACUGUGGCCGAUGUUCGGGGUGUAUAACCCAUCUGUCCUCACUGUCAGCAUGACACUUGUAGUGGGCAGCGACAUCAACAUGACAGAGGAGAAGAAAUCAAUGAUUGUCAAGGCGCUGUCGUGAUGGUGCCAAUGAUUGUCAAGGGCUGUCAUGAUGGUGACAAUGAUUGUCAAGGCGCUGUCGUGAUGGUGACACUGAUUGUCAAGGCGUAGUCGUGAUGGUGACAAUGAUUGUCAAUGCGCUGUCGUGAUAGUGGCAAUGGUUGUCAAGGCGUAGUCGUGAUGGUGACAAUGAUUGUCAAGGGCUGUCAUGAUGGUGACAAUGAUUGUCAAGGCACUGUCGUGAUAGUGGCAAUGGUUGUCAAGGCGUAGUCGUGAUGGUGACAAUGAUUGUCAAGGGCUGUCAUGAUGGUGACAAUGAUUGUCAAGGCACUGUCGUGAUGGUGACAAUGGUUGUCAAGGCAUAGUCGUGAUGGUGACAAUGAUUGUC